Molecule: messenger RNA, 6667 nt
Organism: Erpetoichthys calabaricus (reedfish)
Lineage: Eukaryota; Metazoa; Chordata; Cladistia; Polypteriformes; Polypteridae
Gene: hmgxb3
Product: HMG box domain containing 3
Exons: 21
Coding region: 532-4413 (1293 amino acids)
Source: RefSeq, a predicted model, not a curated record
GGUGGAAAUGCCUAUCAGCCUAAACAUCUCCGCUGUGGACAUAUUGAAGGAAAACAGAGACAGGCCGAAUGUGUAAACUCUAAUUUGCUUGAUUUGAACCCAAGAUAUUGGCUGCAUGAAAUGAUAUUGUUACCUGCUACACUACCGGCACCAAAUCGUUUUGAAAAAAAUUGAUUUUUAACUUACACAUGCUGCAAGGCCAGUUUGUCAUAGAGCACAUUUAUGCAUAUGUAUCAGUCAACCAUGAAACACAGAAUACACAAACUCCACAUGGACUGUGGACCCAAUUUGAAUUAAACCUUUUGCUGUGAGGGAGACAAACUGAUUUCUGCAUGGUGGUACUAAAAAGUGGCCAUACAGUUAAUCAUUUCCAGUCUAUUUUGUUCUCAUAAAUAUAAUCUGAAGCAUAAACUGUAGUUAAGGUUUAUGGCUUUUAAUUCAUGUUUAAUUGUGUGCCCCUUGCAGAGAUUUCAAGUGACUAGGUUUUAUGUUUUGUAAUAUGUGUGGCUUAGUGGGUUCCAAAUAAUAGCUAUGGAUGAUGUCUGUGAAGGACCUGGGAUGAAAGUAAAAGCAGAAGGCAAUGAAGGAUGCUAUAGCUUCAUAGAAGUUUCAUCACCUAAAAAGAAAAAGAAAUGUAAAGGCUAUGGAGAAAACACAGAAAAGGCAAAAAAGCCAAGGUCUGCUUAUCUCUUGUAUUACUUUGAUGUUCAUCAGAGCAUUCAACAAGAAUACCCUCACCUUCCACAGUCUGAAAUUAACAAAAGGAUCAGUGCAAGCUGGAAACAGCUAAACGUUUCAGAAAAAGGAUAUUAUUUGGAGAGAGCCAAACUUGAGAAGGAAGGAAUAGAUCCAGAUACUCUGAUAUCAGGACCUUCAGCUGAUCUACCAGGUUUUAGAAAAAUUCUUCCUCGCUCUAGUUAUGUCCUUAUUCCAAAAAGCUGUCAACCUGAGGAGAGGACAAGCCAGAAAUCAGAACUCUGUUUGGAUCAGGAUGAGGCAGAAACCUCUGCCGCUUCUCAGACUUCAUCUCUUUCACACGAUACUCUGUUUUCUCCAAUUGGACUGGGCAGUGAAGUUGAACUUCCUGAGCAGUGUAUUGCUGUUGAAGGACUGACAGAUGAGGCAGCUGCUGUUCUUAGUCAGUCAGUUGCCCUGCAGCAAAUAUUGUCUCAGUACUCCAAUCCUUCACAGGACAAGUCAGCUGCAGGUUUUGUGUUAGAGCAGGAUACUUUGGAGCUGGUGGGUAACCCAACCUAUGGAGCGUUUGGAGUGGUUAUAGAGGAAUCCGUAAUGGAUGGGUCUGGUUCUGUAAUAUCUGUUCCACCUGGAUCACAGAAUGUCGAUGAAGGGCAUUUAGUGACCAUCAUCCCAAACCAGGAAGCAACAGAAACUGGCUCCACUGCAUCGACAGGGCUGAUAGUCUUACCCAUCAGUAACAAAAUUGAUUCACAUUCUUCUCCUUCAUUUAAACUGUCAAUAAAAUACACCAGAAGAGGAAGAGGAAGCUGUCAGACUCCAGGUUGUUCAUAUACAUAUGUAACUCGACACAAGCCACCUAUAUGUCCUCAGUGUGGAAAGAACCUUGGUGGAAAAUGGGUGUCAAAUGAGAAAAAAGGUCCAGACAAAGCAACUGCAAAAGCCGUAGUCAGCAAUGUUACUUCUACAGACCAGCAUAAAGGUUCCAGUGAAACUAGCAAACCAUCCCUUGAGGCUUCAGAAGCAGUGACUCAGCUCAUUGUUGCUUCAGCAUCGUUUGAGCAGAGAGAAGAACCUUCAUCUGAGUGGGGUGAAGUUCUGUUACCCGAGGUUCAUGGUGUGAAAAGUGCUCCACAGAGAGACAACGGAGCAGUUACAAAACCGUUAGUAAAUACAAACAAACAAGUGAAAAAGGUAUCUUCACAUUCUAAAAAGUCAUCGGCAGGAGUUACAAGGAAUAAAUCAUCAGAUAUACUGCUUUCUUCAACUCCACCAAGAAAACAUUCUAAUAUCUAUAAUUAUGCCAUAUCCAGUGCUAAAACUAAAGGUGGAGCGAAACAUGUAGCACUUGUGCCUAAACGUCCUGUACGAGCCAUUCUUCCUGCUCCUGCUCAGGCAGGGCCAGACCACAACUCUGCUUUUGUUCAAUGGGUAACUGUACAACCAGAAAAAUGGAAGAACACAGAAGUGGUUAAAAAUAAAAGCAAGUCAGUUAAGCAGACUUCGCUGAAGAUGUACGGGCUAAAGCCUAAUACACUUAAACAACUGGGACAUCAGAUCAAACAAACAGAGGAUGAGCAAAGACUUCCCAGUUUGGCUAAUGUAAAUCAAAAUGAAUCGCCAGAAAAAGGAGUGAAGAUUUUGUCUGUUUUGUCCUGCAAACAUAAUCCUCCUACAUCUCUAGAACUUGGAUUAUCAACAGCUCGGGGCAAAGGAAAGUGCAAAAACCCAUCCUGUGAUUUUGUCUACAAAAACAGACACAAACCCCAAGUGUGUCCCACAUGUGGCUGGGAUCUCACCAAAGACAAACAAGGAAAAAAAUCAUCAACUUUUGAGGAACAAGUGGAAGUUCCAAACAUGAUAGACCCUUAUCAACCCUUGAAUGCAGCCCAAAAGGAGAUUCAGCGUCAGUCAACCUUGCAGCUGCUCACAAAGACUGUGCUGAUUCCAGAAAGUGAAGGAGAACUCUCUGAAACAAUGAGCAUGAUACAAGACCUGAACAGCUCACAGGUGACUUUGACUGCUGGCAAUGAAGAAGCUGUUACUGUUGACCAGACAGGCUGGCCCCGCUAUUAUGAGUCUGCUGCAACUGAGUGUGCCCUGUGUAACUUUGCCCUUUUCAAAGGGGGGCAGAGUUCCAUAGCUGGACAAGAAGACUGCUGGUUGUUGACUGAUUCACAAAUACAAACGGCUACAAUUCAGCUGAAGAUCUGUCUGAAUCCACAGUGUCUUGCACUGCAUAGUUUCAACGAUAUUCACUUUGGUCUCUUUAAUGUAGGUAAUAGGCUUUUGAUAAGCUUGGACAUUCUAUUCAGAAUUAGAAAUGAAAUAAAGCUUGGAAGAAACCCAAAGGAAGCUGCUUUGUACAUUCUAGAUACUCUUCAAAGCCAGCCUGUAAAGAAGUUAAAUCAAAGUGAGCUUUGUCAAGUCCAAGAGCUGCUGUACAGUGGAUACUGGGCUUUCGAAUGUCUUACUGUCAGAGACUACAAUGAUAUGAUCUGUGGAGUGUGUGGCAUUGCACCGAAGGUGGAAAUUGCCCAAAGAAAUGUAGAAACUGUUCUCCUUUUGAAAAAUCUUGAGUUCACUUGGCCUGCUUUUGAAACCUCAGAGGAGGUAAAUGUUGAUGACUUCUGGUCAACAAUCGAAAUUGAAGCAAUUGAGCAAGCAGCAUUUCCAUCCAGUAUCCCAAUCACAAAAUUUGAUGCUUCCAUUAUUGCUCCUUUCUUCCCACCUUUAAUGAGAAGUUCUAUUAUUGUAAAUACUGAGAGGCACAAGCAUUCAUGUGAACAAAAUGUAACAGGAAAUAUUGGUGCUUUUGUCAGGUUAAUACAUGAGGGUACCUUAAAACCAUUCCACAUCAACUCGUACAGUGAAAAAGAACUGAGAGAAUUUCUAAAUGCAUGCAAUAUAGAGAGUCAACCAGAAGAUACAAAGGAACAGAUGGGAUUUUCUCUCCUUGCACUCUACGCAUACAUUCAGAAUGGAGUUCUGACUGCAAAACAGCCUCCUUCACAUAUUACUGGAGGCAAGUUAUACAAAAUUUGCCCUCACCAGGUUAUAUGUGGCUCAAAAUAUAUAGUACGAGGAGAAUCGGCUCGAGACCAUGUGGAUUUACUGGUAUCUUCACGCUACUGGCCACCGGUUUAUGUUGUGGACAUUGCAAGACAAGUCGCUGUUAGCACCGAUAUCUGGUAUCCAGAAUUGGCUGCUCAAAUGUGGGGGAAAAACCAGGGAUGCUUCUCGGAUCCCAUGGAUAUGCCAAAGUAUAUGUCAUGCCCUGAGUUGUUGGACCAGCAGUACACCAUGGAUAUGACUGUGGCUGAAAACCCAUUAAUGCACCCUAUCACCAAAUCAACAGCAAGAUGGAUUGUGUCUCCUGAAGAUGACCAGGUAGAUCAUGAGGAGACAGCUUCAGCACAUCACUCCAUGUCUUUAUGUCAUGAAUUGGAACAAUAUGGUGCUGUCGUCCAAGCUAUCAAAGACAGCAAAAUUAACAGUGUACGUCAGCAACCAUUCACCUUUGAUAAUGCAGCUUAUUAUUAUCUCUACAACCGACUCAUUGACUAUUUCACCAGCAAGGAUAUUGUCAACCGUCAAAUAACAGAUAUACUGCAGAGCUGUCAGCCAGGAGAGGUUGUAAUUCGUGAUACUCUUUAUCGGCUGGGUGUAGCCCAGAUAAAAACAGAACUGGAGCCAGAUGAAGAAACAUCUCUAUAGAUGGAGUCCAUUCAAGCCCCUUUUUAAUUUAUACAUAUAUCUGAAUUUUUGGUAAUAGUCCUGCUGUCUCCAAAAGAAACUACAGUUUAAUUAAUGGUAAUGGGGAUAAAUAAAGAGGCAGUAGUGGCUGAGAUUGCAUUAGCUGCUGUGCAGCUGUCCGCACCUAUUACAGACACUAUAGUAUGGAGCAGCUAUUUAUAUGUGAAGUAAGAAAGUUCUUACUGAACUGAUGAUUUGCACAGAUGUUCACUGGAGGCUAACAAGUGAUUGACCCCUCAGUUAUCUUCCAUCAGUAUCAAUAUUUAUAUGAAAUGUAGUUGCCUUUUUGCAGCCAUCCAGUCCUCAAUUAAUUUUGUAUUGUAAUUUAUAUUUUUGCAGAAAAAUGUUGUAUACGUGACAUAAGUAAAGUAAUGCAAUAAAGACCACAAGUGGAUUUUCUGCAUUGGUGGGAAGCAGCCAAGUUGAAAUGUGGCCUAACUUUGAAAGAACAUUGUCAAUGAAUGCAGCAGGGGAAACGUAAGAUGCACCUGGCCAACAGAAAAAUAAAUCUCUGUAGCAAGAAACCUGCACAAAGUUUAAUUUAUUGGAAAACUAAAUGAUUUUUUUAAUGUUCAAAGUCGCCCCCCUUGAAGAGAGGAAGUAUCCAAUUUUGCUGACAUAAUUUGUUUUUUAAUACUUUUUUUUUUCUUUCUUUCUGCCUCCAUGUUUUCUUUGCUUUCACAGCUUUUCUUAUCUUUACGGUGUUAUUGUAAAGCGAGGAUAGUAACAGAACCACCCAUCACACGGAAUCUAACACUGACACUGCACAUCGAUUUAGUUGGUCAGAAGUGCUCUAGAAACCGAAGUCCAAUUGAAAAUAUUUAAAGCACCAUGUGCAACUGUUGGUAUUUUCUGUUUAACAUUCCAUGAUGUAUAACAAUACUGUAUAUAUGGAAGAGUUACAUAUUUCUUUAAUAGAAAUCCAUAUAAUUUUUUUUCACCUUUGAAGGCACCUUUAUGUACUGGAUUAAUUUACCAUACUGUAUGUGAAGUGCUAAUGCUAAACUUUUUGGAAGAAUGCUUGGACCAAUGGCAGUAAGUACUGUGUAGUACUAGUUGUCACUAAAUACUCUUCUUACCCUUCUGCUUUACAAAAGCAUAUGCUGUGCUUUAAAGGUAAAAAUAUAUUCUCAUGUGGAAUUAAAGUCAAGCUGAAUGUUCAAGAGACUUUGAGAUGUUGGUUAAUAUGUUUAACUGAAACUGAAUCAUACUUUCUAUGAAGAGGUGUAGGAAGUCAGUACACUUACUUACUCUGAUGUUCUUUCAUUUAGUUAAAUUCUGAGUAAUAUGGAUUUUGAAUGCUUUCUUCCUACAAAAAACUUGAUAAUCAUGAUAAAUGUACAAGCUAUUUAAAUAACAAAAUCAUCAUACAACAAUAUAUUGAAGAGACUUAGAAUAGUACAGCUAAUGUGUUAUUCCAUUAAUGUUACUUCCAGUUUGGUGGUUCAGUAAGCUUGGAUUUAUGUUCCCUCUUAACUAUUCUAUGAAUAUGCAAGAACAAGUUGAAAAAGUUAAGUUUUACACAGACUAUGCAAUUUAAAUAUUAAAUGACAAUAGUGAGGUGUCAAAGCAAAAAUAAGGCAACACAUUAGACUGAGUACUGCAAACAUGCAUCUGUUGCUCAUUUACAAUUCUGUAACAAGACCUUAACAUACACUUCACUGGGUCUCCAUAACCCUUACAAAGUAUCAGUAAAGUUGUGUCUCUGUGAUGUGACCGAAUAACCAGGCUUCACUACAGAGUGGUCUGAGGGGGCUUAACUGAAACACAUUUCUCUUGAUAUACCAUAUUUAGUAUGAGAGCUGUGAAUCCUUCAUAUUAACAAGUCAUUUUGCCAUCAUGUCAGUAUGCCACACAGCACAAAAGACGAAUAACCCAACUAGUGAUGUUUUAGAAGUAUUAUGAAGACCAAAGGAAGCCUUUAUUAAGGUCUUCUUACAUAAGAGUAAAUGUGUAAUGCAUUUUUGCAGUACCUAAACUAAAGUGUUGCCAAUAAUAGUAAUUAUUUUUAUUUAAAAAUCAAAAGGUUUUUUGAUAAUUUUGCAACAUGAAAACCAUAGUUCUUUUUCUCUUUUAAGUUAUUACAGUUCUAAAAUAUUCAAGUGUCCCCCACCAUGGGUUUAAUAAAUCUUAUCUUGUUAUCUCUAAAGCUGUCAUCUUUAUUGUAACAGCCACUGUAGUGCAGAAUUUAUUCUUGAUUAAAACAUUUUCCUGA